UAAUUUGCUAAAAAAUGGCGGAUCCCUUGAGUUUGUUGCGGCAGUACAACAUAAACAAACGAGAAAUCAUCGAACGUGAUGGACAGAUUAUAUUCGGUGAAUUCUCCUGGCCAAAAAAUGUGAAGACAAAUUAUUUGAAAUAUGGUUCUGGCAAAAAGGCCGGACCACGAGAAUACUAUACGCUCGAGUGUUUGCUGUAUUUGCUGAAAAAUGUUUUGCUACAGCAUUCGGUGUAUGUGCGUCAGUGUGCCGCCGAGGAUAUACCCGCAGUCAAUCGUCCCGAUCGUAAAGAGCUGCUGGCCUAUCUGAAUGGCGAAACCAGCACCUGUCCCAGCAUUGAUAAAAGUGCACCCCUUGAAAUACCCACUCAGGUGAAACGUCCCGCCGAUGGUGAUUCAGCCGGCGGUGAGGGUCUGGCCAAAAAGGCCCGCUUCGAAGAUACCCAAGUGCAAAAGGUACGUGAACAAUUGGCUGCGCGCUGGGAUGUCAACAAAAAAGAGGCCACCGUCAAUAUGGACAACAUCAAGUCGUUGUCCGAAACAAUGUCAGUGGAAAAAAUUGCCGCCAUUAAAGCAAAACGUUUGGCCAAUAAGAGAACAACCAUUAAACGUUCCGAUAAUGAGGAUGCCAUGGCCACAGAUUUGCGAGCAAUUUUAGAUUUUGAUGUUGAUUCGACAAAGGAUAUUAUAAGUCGUGAACGACAAUGGCGUACUCGCACCACAAUACUACAAAGUACUGGUAAAAUAUUUGCCAAGAAUAUUUUUGCCAUUCUUCAGGGUAUAAAGGCGAGGGAGGAGGGUCGCAAUCGGCCCAUACAACAGAAUCCAAUUAAAAUGCCCGAACCGGCGAGAAUUAAUAAACCGCAACCACAGCUAACACAAUAUAAUCGUUACGAUCAGGAAAGAUUUAAUCGACAAAAGGAGGAAACCGAGGGCUUCAAAAUCGAUACUAUGGGUACCUAUCAUGGUAUGUCACUGAAAUCUGUAACUGAAGGAUCUCAGGCCCAGCGCAAGGCACAAAUGACACCACAAAUUGGCCGCCCCAAGGAACUAUUGCCCACGGCACAGGCCCGCCAGGUAGCACCCACACCACAAAAACGUGUAUCACGUACACCCAUCAUUAUUAUACCCUCGGCUAAUACUAGUCUCAUAACCAUGUACAAUGUUCGUGAUAUAUUGCAAGAUUUGAAAUAUGUUAGUACCGAUGAAAAGAAACGGGCUGGCUGUACCAGAGAUAAUGAAGUACUCUUGCAGCGCAAGAAACAAAAUAUGACGGUACCCUAUCGUGUCAUUGAUAAUCCACAAAAAUUAACUGCCCAAGAUUGGCAACGCGUUGUUGCCGUAUUUGUUAUGGGACCUGCUUGGCAGUUUAAGGGUUGGCCCUGGGAUGGUAAUCCCGUUGAAAUUUUCUCCAAAAUUUGCGCCUUUCAUUUGCGUUUCAGUGAACUUAAGUUGGAUGCCAAUGUGGCCAAAUGGUCUGUUACACUACUGAAUCUAUCACAGAAUAAACGGCAUUUAGAUCGGGCAGUAUUAAUGACAUUUUGGGAAACAUUGGACAAAUAUAUGGCAAAAUAUAAAGCUGACUUAAGAUAUUGA
Musca vetustissima is the source of this 1595-nucleotide messenger RNA. RefSeq names its product parafibromin-like. Bases 15 to 1595 code for a protein of 526 amino acids. Gene Ontology annotation, molecular function: RNA polymerase II complex binding. Lineage: Eukaryota; Metazoa; Arthropoda; Insecta; Diptera; Muscidae. Gene Ontology annotation, cellular component: Cdc73/Paf1 complex. The transcript is spliced from 7 exons. Gene Ontology annotation, biological process: positive regulation of transcription elongation by RNA polymerase II; transcription elongation by RNA polymerase II. The record is from RefSeq and is a predicted model, not a curated record.